Molecule: messenger RNA, 759 nt
Organism: Medioppia subpectinata
Lineage: Eukaryota; Metazoa; Arthropoda; Arachnida; Sarcoptiformes; Oppiidae
Source: the annotation of a GenBank genome assembly
AUGAUCUUAUUGCUGUCAAUUAACACGGCCGAGCCCUACAUCACCAUGCUCAUCAAGCUAGUAUUUUUUACCCUGGCCAGCGCGUGCUUAGUAUCCUACUUAUUAAUAUACCAAAACUCAAGCACCAUGUUUGAAAUACACGCCGAACUCAACACGUUGUAUUCCCGGUACGGCAUACCCGGCCGUAACCGGUCAGCCAUGGUAUACGUCGGGCUACAUAUGCUGUGCUAUAUAUCGGGCGCGUUAUGUGUUUUCUACGACAACGUGAUCGAUCGCUUUUUCAAGAUCAGCUCGUUCAAUUUAUUAUUUAGCCACCACGCCGCGUUAUCCCUAUUUUAUACAUUUGGCUGGAUUACCAUGCUACAACACCUGUACUUUGAGCUAUGUUACAAGUAUCUAAACGUGCUAGAUCAUAUGCUCGGCCGUAUGAGGGCUUUGCGUUGUAUGCCCAGCACCGAACACCUGUUUGAUAUGACCCAGAUUAUUGAGAAUUUUGUCAUAGAUGAUCAAUCUCAUCAUUCAGGUUAUGGAGGACCAGGUUACGAUGACGGAUACGGUGAUGGUUAUGUGCGACCUGAUAUUGGUCGAUUUGGUUACGGUGGACCCCAUGGCCACCACCAUCACCAUCAGCACCAACAACACCGCCGACAACAGGCCUACAGCCACAGCAGUCACAGCCAAAGCUCCGGCUAUAACUACGACGGCGGCGAUUGGGACGCGUCUGAUGAGGACAAAUAGCGGGAGUAGACUGUACUUUAG